UCCCUUCGGGCCUCUCCUCCGUCCUGCCCCUCAGGAAAUUUAUCCCCGGGCUGCGCCGAGCGCUGGUAGCACCCCUCUCCCCGAGACCCCGUCCUCGCUCGCGCGUCUCGGAGGGUCCGCCCGCCCGCCCCUUGGGUGACGCACCCUCCCCGCUCCUCCAGCCCCCAGACCUCCUCCUCGCUCGGGCUCCCAGGCCCCUCCCCUCCUCGAACCCUGCCAGGCGUCCUGCCCCUCCCGCUCGGAGCCGCGGCCGCGGACCACCUCGGCUCUAGAACCCUAAGGCCGGGGGGCCUGGCUCCGUCCCCUCUCACACCCUCGGGGACCAGCCGCUCGGAGAGAGUGGAGAAGUGGGGGGCUCCCCUCUGGGUCCCGAGGACAUGGGGGCCGCGCGGGGUGCUCUUUGCAGCCGGAGCCGGGCUCUAGGACCCAGCGGGCAGGCUCGCCCGCCUCGCUCCUACCCCUCCCCCAAGCCGCCCCCUCCCCCCCCACGUCUUCCAGGUUCCCCCUCCCUCCCCCCGCGCCCCGGCUCCCGGUGCCCGUCUCCAGCGCCGCCGGAGCCAGCGAGGGAGCGGGAGCCAACAGGAGGAGGAGGAGGAGGAGGAGGCCGCGUCGCCGCCGCUCGGAGCCCGGCCGGAACCUCCCAGACCACCCUGGAGUGUCCCCUGAGGCCAGGUUUGGUUUACAACAAAGUGAACCCCAUCUUCCACCACUGGAGUCUGGGUGACUGCAAGUUCGGCCUGACGUUUCAAAGUCCUGCCGAGGCUGAUGAGUUCCAGAAGAGCCUGCUGGCUGCGCUGGCUGCACUGAGCCGAGGCUCGCUCACUCCCUCCUCUUCCUCUUCCUCCUCCUCCCCUUCCCAGGACACUGCAGAGACACCCUGCCCCCUGACGUCCCACGUGGACAGCGACUCCUCCAGUCACAGCCGCCAGGAGACGCCUCCCACAGCUGCGCCAGGGCCCAUCGUCACAGUGGAGUCCGCGGCUGCCUUCCCGCCGGCCACGCCCCCACAACGUCGGCGCUCCUCCGCUCAGAGCUACCCUCCGCUCCUGCCGUUCACCGGGAUUCCCGAACCCUCGGAGUCUCUGGCUGGCGCGGGGAGCCAGGGCUGGGGCGGCCGCGGCUACGAGGACUACCGGCGAUCGGGACCGCCACCACCUCUCGCCCUGUCGACCUGCGUCGUGCGCUUCGCCAAGACUGGUGCAUUACGGGGUGCGGCCCUGGGUCCCCCAGUGUCACUCCCUGCCCCUCUCGCCGAGGCAGCACCCCCAGCACCUCCCGCCCGUCCGCCCCCGGGCCCGGGCCCCACCCCUGCUCCGGCCAAGGCCUCCCCGGAGGCUGAGGAGGCUGCGCGCUGCGUGCACUGCCGAGCGCUCUUCCGCCGCAGAGCAGAUGGGCGUGGCGGUCGCUGCGCGGAGGCCCCAGACCCAGGUCGCCUGCUAGUGCGCAGGCUCAGCUGCCUGUGGUGUGCCGAGAGCUUGCUGUACCACUGCCUGUCGGACGCCGAGGGCGACUUCUCGGACCCCUGCGCCUGUGAGCCAGGCCACCCACGGCCUGCGGCACGCUGGGCCGCCCUGGCUGCGCUGUCCCUGGCGGUGCCCUGUCUCUGCUGCUACGCGCCCCUGCGCGCCUGUCACUGGGUCGCAGCGCGCUGUGGCUGUGCGGGCUGCGGGGGUCGCCAUGAGGAGGCCGCUCGGUGAGGAUCAUUGGGCUGGUUUGGAAAUCCGAAGACCCAGAGUGGAAGGUCCAGGACCCUGAACUUCAUAGGAACCUAAAACUCAAACUUAGGUACAUCUGGAACUUGGAGCUUGGAUGGAUUUGAGAGAUCCCAGAUCUGGUACCUGGACCCUAAACCUAGGACUGAGAUCCCAGACCCAGCUUCAUCAGGAUGUCUGUCAGGUGGACCCCGGAGUCCUGAAUUCCGGAUUCUUCCUCCCGCUUCCCAGACUGGGCAGGCUCAUAACAUCUCCAAACAUUGCAUCUCAGAGGGCCCAGGAGCUCACAUCCCUGAAACCCAGGGAUCUUGGACCCCGACUCUGUCUAAAUCCCCAGCCCAGACCUCGGGUCAUACUUGACAUUGUAAACACAUUACGGCCCCCAGAUUAGUCAGAAGUUGCUAGACCUGAUCCCAUAGCAAAUGACUUAGACCUUACGACUAGAGGAGCCAGGAUCACCAGAAACUGGUCCCUGAAUUUUCACCUGAGACCUGAUAUUUCCUACAUCUAGAUGUUUUUAUAGCCCCGGGACCCAGAGACACCAAACCCUCUCGGGUCAGAGACAGCAGGAUGGCUUGACAUCACCAGACAUUGGCCUGAAGGCUCUCCACUCCUGAUGCUGCCAUCAGCUCACGUGCAGGUGACCCACAGAUUCCCUAGCACUAAGCCCUUAGAUAGUCUCAAAUAUGAGGUGUCUUCUGACCGAAAUGACCUGGGAGGCCCUUUUCAGAGCUCAGCAAGGUCUAGCUAUCAGACACCAAAAAGUUUAGGGGGCCAGGACCCAAAUCAAGCUGGCAGUUCUUGGGAACCUGGGUCUCAUGGAUGGACUCUGGGGUGCCUGGAACCCUCAGAUAUAUGGCUGAAGGCCGCCAGCACUUUGGGCCCAAGGCACUGGUUUCUAGUGCUUAGCCUUCCAUUUUCCCUUAGGCCUGAGUUUUGAGACCACAAAUGUUCUGGAAACAUUGGCUUCCUUCUGCCUGUAUUUUCCAGUCUCCUCCAAGCUGGGUGAGAGUCUGGAUCGGAGAAGAUGUGGUGGUCAUGGUAACCCAGGCCUCUUAUCCCUUGACUCUUCCAGCUCUAGAGUGACUCCAAGAUACUUUAAGAGCACUGGGUCUAAGACUCAGAUACCAUUGACUCCCAGGUGUGGGGUUCAAGCCCCCACAAUCUUGGGAUUGUUCUUGGCCAGAGACCUUGGUCCCUUCAUGCCAGAGACAUUCAGCAAGCAACAAGAUGCCCCAGGGCCUUAGCACCUUUAGGCUCCACUUUGUCUAGAAUUCAAAGUUCUUCUAGUCUGAAGAGGCCCCCAGAUACCUCACAACCUGAUCCCCCAAGUCCUGCCAUCCAGGGACCCACAAGCUAGAACGACCCAGCAGUACCCUGAUUUCCCCCUUUGGACGCUUGCAACAUUGUGAAUUCAGACUCCUGGAAUCUGGGCCCUCCCCAAGACAAUUUCCCCGUCCCACCCCUAGGGCCUGGUGGUGCCACAGAAGAUUGCACACGCCAAGCAGAGGCAGACAACUGCAAGGGCCACGCACGGCCAUCAGAGGAAGGCCUGCCCUUGCCUACUUUGCACAACAGUGCUUUCGGGGGGAGCCGCCAUCUCCUCCAACCUUGCAGAGGUCUUUCCCAUGCUGUAGCCCCUAAUUCAUUCAGGUCCAUCGGAGUUGGGGGUCGCUCUGGAAAGCACAGCAGUCUUUCAUCCCCUAUGCUUUUCCUCUGGAGGAGAGGGGUGCCACAGCCGCUUCUCACUAACCAGAGCGGGGUGUCCAUUGUACCUAGGAUCUGGUGUCCUGAUUAGGGGAACCAAGGUUUCAGAGCCAAAACAGUCUUGAUGGCUUAUGGGCUUAGGACCUACACAUGGCUCUAAGUACUUGGACAGACACUUAACCGGUCCUCAUUACCCAGACUGGGAUUCAAGGGGUUUAAGAUUUGUGUCACUUCCUUUAAAUUAUUAACUAUUUAUUGUAUCCGGAACCUGUGAUUCAGCUCUCGCAACCAGACCCUGGGGAUGGGUGAGAGAAAAUGGGGAGGAGGGGCUGUCCCUCCCACACCCCCACCUUGUCCAGCUCUCAUCACUGUCAGACCCACCAGAACUGAGGGCAGAGGGACUCUGGGGGCUGGGGCAGCCUGGGUCCCCAUCCCCUCUCUGUGCCUCGGUCUCCCCCUUCUGUGGUGAGCAGGGGGAAGCUCCAUUCUUAACCUACCUCGUUAUGGGAAGGGGAGGGAUGGGGGACCAGAGUGCUGUGUGGUGCUGUGAGAUCUUUGGAUUAAGCAGUGGGGGCUGGGGAAGGUUCCCCGGUCCCCAUUUUCCAGUACCGUCUCUCCCAGGUCCCCCAGCCCCGUUCCCUGCUGACACCCACCUCUGAUCCAUGAUUCCCUUUCAUUGCCCCCAUUAUCUGGGGUGCAUGGAGGGCUGAACCCUGGGAGCCAGGAAGACCUCAGCCCCUGGAGCCCCCAGGUCAAUUUCCCAGCUGCUUGCCCCUCAGACUUUUGGGGGGAAGGUAUGCCAACAGUUCUCUUCCUUAUCUUGAUUCCACGCCAGUCUGUGACCUCAGUAUUGUUAGUGUCAGUGCAGGCUGAAGUGGAGGGAGGAUGGGGCAUGGACCAGCCUUGUCGACGGGGGAGGGGUGGCUUGAGAUCUGCUCCAAGAAAUGUGUGUGACUGUGUCUCAGCCUGGUCUUUAUUUGUGUUGCUGCGUGUGCCCAGUCCCUUUGUUUGCCAGGAGUGCUGGCCCCUACUUUUCUUUCCCUGUACACCCUUCAUGCCCAAGAUGACCAACUAGCUGCGAUUUAUAUGCCCAGCCACUCGAUGCUAAACAUCUACUGUGUCACUGGUGGUGAUGAAGAUUUAAAUAAAACCCUGCAGAAGGCGA
Meriones unguiculatus (Mongolian gerbil) is the source of this 4584-nucleotide messenger RNA. RefSeq names its product sprouty related EVH1 domain containing 3 (gene Spred3). The record is from RefSeq and is a predicted model, not a curated record. The coding region runs from base 378 to 1697 and encodes 439 amino acids. Gene Ontology annotation, cellular component: membrane. Gene Ontology annotation, molecular function: protein kinase binding. The transcript is spliced from 5 exons. Gene Ontology annotation, biological process: negative regulation of MAPK cascade; multicellular organism development. Lineage: Eukaryota; Metazoa; Chordata; Mammalia; Rodentia; Muridae.